This is a messenger RNA of Stegostoma tigrinum, 3922 nucleotides long. Its product is annotated as zinc finger protein 239-like. Lineage: Eukaryota; Metazoa; Chordata; Chondrichthyes; Orectolobiformes; Stegostomatidae. The record is from RefSeq and is a predicted model, not a curated record. Gene Ontology annotation, biological process: regulation of transcription by RNA polymerase II. The transcript is spliced from 5 exons. Gene Ontology annotation, cellular component: nucleus. Gene Ontology annotation, molecular function: RNA polymerase II transcription regulatory region sequence-specific DNA binding; DNA-binding transcription factor activity, RNA polymerase II-specific. The coding region runs from base 1220 to 2125 and encodes 301 amino acids.
UCUGGGUAGGGCCAUUUACCAUUGCCAUUGCCUUCAGGUAGUCAUCUAAUGAAACAAAGAACUGAGGAUGUUGGCAAUCUGAACCAAAAAGUGCUGGAGAAAUUCAGGUCUGGCAGCAUCUGCGAAGAGAAAAACAAUGAGAAAAGGGAGCAGCACCAAUGAUCUCACUAUGUACCAAGUAGGAUUGGAACAAGGAAUGUUUCACCUACCCAGCAGAGACAGAUAUAAAUGGUCAACAGUUGGCAUUCCUCCUUCUACAUUCAAUGACUGCUCUCAUUCAGUUUUGGGUGGAUUGAGUAUUAUGUCAGACCUUGACAUGGUGUUUAAUUCAAAUUUCCUGCCUGCUUUUCUCAUUUCCUGUUGAAUUCACAAAAUUCAUCACCCUCAGAAGAAACAAAAACAAGAUGGAGCCAUUUGGCCUAGCACUACGACCGGUUACAGAACAUGCUUCAUCCUUACCUCGCCGACGCUUUGAGCUAUCUUCUGUUGAUUCUCAGGGAAAUCGAUCAGCACUCGUCAAUAUUACACUGCUAGAUGCAGCAAUUUCUGAAGGCGGGUCCCAACCCGAAACGUUCCUCUGACGCUGCCUGUGUUCCUCGAGAUCCACACUUUGUUAUAUCGGAAGAAAUAUUGUUCAGUUUGUAAACCAAAAUAUUUAACCUCGCAACGAAAGAACAAUUUGGCUGACAAUUGAGGAUUGUGUGCGGAAAACGUCCAAUUUAAUCGAAUUUUUUAAUGAUUAUUAUAUAUGGACUUUACUCCGCCAUAUUAAAACAUGGUGAUUGUGCCUACCCAAAAUGCGUGGCGCGGGAGAAUACGCCCUAUCAAUUACCGAAGGUUCAAACUGCGCAAACGCCAAGGCGCGCCCCCCUCUCAAGUAACGCCCAAACCACGACGCAAGCGCAGUGUGUCACCGGGCUUGCACGGGAGCGAGCGGAGGUUAAGCGAUCUUGAAUGUCAGCGGCUCUGAGGUCACGAAUCAAAUAGGCCGGCGCGGCGAAUGUGCGUCGCGGACCACGAGUUGGGAGUACAAGGGGAACACCAAUAAAGAAUUGGUGUGGUGCCUCUUUGAUUGAAUCCGCCGCUGUCCGGUUUUUCCUCCCCUUUCUAUUGUGUGUGAUUCUCAACAAAAGAACUGCUCAGAAUGCCUUAUGAUUAGCCGUGAGGAGCACGCGUAUUCUUAACGCCUGGUGACGGUGCACGUUAGAUAGAGUAGUUUAUGAGGUGCGCUGAUUUGUGGGAACUGCAACUGAAAUUACUAAGCACCAUGUGCGUUUUAUUACAGCCUUACGAGUCGCUUGAUUCAUCAGGACCUGGACAUCGUCAGCCUUUGAACAUUGAAACAACAAAGAACGCCAUCCACCAUGGGGAGAAACCAUAUGUGUGUCCCGUGUGUGGACGAGGCUUCAGCCAAUCAUCUAGCCUGUCAAGACACGAGCGCAGUCACACUGGGAAUAAACCCUGUAAAUGUGGAGACUGUGAGAAGGAAUUCAGUUAUCCUUAUGAGCUGGAAACCCAUCGACGUAUUCACACUGGAGAGAGGCCGUUUAUCUGCUGUAUAUGUGGGAAGGGAUUUAUUCAGUCAUCUGCCUUAUUGACACAUCAACGUGCUCAUACCGGGGAGAGGCCAUUUGUCUGCUCUGUGUGUGGGAAGGGAUUCACUCAAUCACCCCAUCUCACUGAACAUAAACUCACACACUCUGAUAAGAGACCAUUUCAAUGCUCUGACUGUGAAAAAAGAUUUAAAAGCAAAAAGGAUCUGCUGACACACCAGCGAGUUCACACUUGGGAGAGGCCAUUCACCUGCUCAGUGUGUGGGAAGGGAUUCAUUGAUUCAUCCCACCUAUUGCGACAUCAACAAACACACACUGGGGAGAGGCCAUUCACCUGUUCUGUGUGUGGGAAGGGAUUUUCACAGUCAUCCCACCUCAUUGAACAUGAACUUGUUCAUUCUGAUCAGAGACCUUUUCAGUGUUCUGAAUGUGAGAAAAGAUUUAAAAGUAAGAGGUACUUACUGAAGCACCAACGCACUCACAGUGGGAAGAAGCAUUUCACCUGCUCCCUCUGUGGGAAAGGAUUCACUCAGUCAUCUGAUCUGCUGAGACACCAUCAACAUCACCUGUGACUGCAGGGUUGGAUUCUGCUGUUCAUGUUGCUGUUAUUCAUGUCUAGAGUUGAACUGUGUUUGUUCGUAGUGGUGUUGAUAAUUUAUUUAACUGGGAUGGAAUUUGCUAUUCUGAGUAAAUUAGGAAACAUUGUUUAAAAACAUUGACCCAGAUAUUCUGAUGGCCAAAUAAUUUUAGCAGAGUAAACUGAAGUUGUGUAUCAAUGACUCGAGAGGAGAUGUACAGGAAAUUGAAAAUUCCAAUGCAGUUUUCCUGUGAUGGGAAUCCUUUGACGAGAACCUUAAAGUUUGAGAAUUCUGACAGUUCUAUCUCACUUAAGAUCAAUUGCUAUCCAGGCAAAGGUAGAAGAUGAAAAAGCUGAAACUUUGACUGUCUGUUAAUUUCUUACCGGUGACACCCCCCCUCAAAUUCCUUACAAUCUCCAAUGCUGACCUGACCAUAUCAGACCAGGCAAUACCCUCCCUACCCUACACUCAACAUUCUGACCUCACCUGACCUGACGCCACUCCAACCUACUGUAAGCACUCAUCAUUUUACGUAUUACUUAUGUCCCACAUCCACUUGGCACCCUAACUCCCUCAGCCAACUAUCAGCAUUCCCCACCUAUCACCUGACAACUACUGCCAACCUAUCCUGUCAUUCACUUAGUUUUUCACAGAACUAUCAAGUCUCCGCUGGAAGCUUAAAACUCAGAACACAGCACUUAGCACUUGAAAAAGGUGCAUGAUUUCUAUGAUGUCCUUCUAUGCUGUUGAAUUCAAGGAUUCCCGGAAAGAUUCAGCAUUGGAGGUCCCUGUCCAGGAGACUACAGCACCAGAAGUCAGUGAUUUUUUUUAAAAAUCAGAUUAGAUUAAAUCUUAAAAUAAAGUAAGAAGUUAAACUAAAUUAAUCUGUUUGUUAAUUUCAGGGCCAUUGUUUUAGAUUUUUGAUUUUAUCACUCUGGAGCUCACAGCAAGCAAUUUUUUUUUGUCUUGGGAUGUAAGUGUAUCUGGCUGGCCAGCAUUUAUUGCUUGUCCUUAGUUGUCCUUGAGAAGCUGGUGAUGGCUUUCCUUCAUGAACCACUGCAGUCCACAUGCUUUAGGUUGAUCCACAAUGCCAUUUGGGAAGAAAUUCCAGGAUUUUGACCCAGUGACAGUGAAGGAAUGGCGAAAUAUUUCCAAUUCAGGAUGACGGGUGGCUUGGAGGGGAAUCUGCAGAUGGUGGUGUUCCCACAUAUCUGCUGACCUUGUCCUUCUGGAUGAAAUAUGGGUUUGUGACAGGAGCAGAACUCAGCCUGAAUGCUGUUCAGGGUCACACUAAGUGGGAUAGCCACUGCUUUAAUCCAUCCCGUCUGUCUUCGUGGAUGGCACCAUCUUCUGUGAGUUAAUGUUGAAGCAUGUAAGAAAUGUGUCCAAGCUGUUCCCUUCCGUCAUUCUGCAUGUUCCUAUACAUGGAAUGGAAAAUUCCUUCAUAUUUGUGUUCAGAGCCAGAAAGUACAACAGUGGAGGCUAGAAACACAUUCUUAAAUCAGAAAUUGGUGUAAAACUGUCAUCUGUUCUUGACUGAAAGUAAAACUAUUUAAAGCUUCCAAAUUGAAAAUUACUGUGGUGAUUAUUCCUAGAGAUAUUCAGCAUAUUUUGUGACACUCCUGACAUGACAGUUUUAGACCGGUGUUAUGCCUAUUUUAAUACAAUCUUUAACCAAUUUGUUUCGAAUAGCAGACAGAGGAGUUUGCAGGAGCCUGUUGACUGUUCGUGCAUUUGUGCCCAGAUUUUUGUUUAGGCUCAGAAAAGACAACCUGGACACUUUUCCAUCUU